GUUUGUGUUGAGGCGUCUGGAAAUGCUGCAAGGCUAGAGGGUGUCGCAGCAACUGUAGGUGAGAUGACGCAUUCGCCCUUUUCUUGCUCCCCAGCUCUGCUUCUGCCGCCAGAGGGCAAUGCGAGGCCAGCUACAUCUCAAUGGCGUCAACUACGUAUGUACACACGGAGUAGCUGCCUGUUCAGGUCGCGACUAUCCUGUACACGUCAAGAGACUAAGCGUUGUGAUCGACAUUGA
Messenger RNA from Bipolaris victoriae FI3, 237 nucleotides. RefSeq lists its product as hypothetical. The annotation marks the transcript as partial. The record is from RefSeq and is a predicted model, not a curated record. Lineage: Eukaryota; Fungi; Ascomycota; Dothideomycetes; Pleosporales; Pleosporaceae. The transcript has a single exon.